Molecule: messenger RNA, 3473 nt
Organism: Panicum virgatum (switchgrass)
Lineage: Eukaryota; Viridiplantae; Streptophyta; Magnoliopsida; Poales; Poaceae
Exons: 6
Coding region: 13-3309 (1098 amino acids)
Biological process (GO): negative regulation of translation
Molecular function (GO): rRNA N-glycosylase activity
Source: RefSeq, a predicted model, not a curated record
ACUGAGCCCACCAUGCCGAACGGCGUCCGUCCAGGUCAAGUCCACUCCUCCGGUCCUCACGUACCUUCCGGUGCAUUUUUUAUGAACAUUGGACCUGAUCUACAAAUCCGUGGUGACGACUUCCGCGUCUUCUCAAGUUCAGAGGCAUCAUUCUAUUAUUGCAGCCGGAGUAGGAGCACCAGCAGCGCCGGCGGCAGCCUUCGUCUCCCAACCUCAAAUUCAUCAUACAUAUCAAUUCAACACAUGGAAAUAAUGAAUCCGCAAGAUUUCAUAGAGUGCACCAUCGGGACUAAAGAUGAGUACACUCAGUUCAUCAUGAGGCUGCGUGAAGCACUUCCACCCCGCGCGAAUGGUUUGGUGUGCGAGGACAUCUUGGAGGAACGCCGAGGUGCUUACCCAGUGCUCAGGAGACAAAGUGCUAUAGUACCCAGGCGGUGGCUUCGCAUCAAGUUGCAGGUGGAGGAGGGACAGCAAACGUUCACAACAACUCUGGCCGUCCAGGAGGACAACGUGUACUGCAAGGGCUUCAUGAACCAGCAUGGAGUCUGGUACGAGCUUAACAGGGACGACCUCCCACGAACAUGGGGGCGCGUCGAGUUGCUGCAAGGUUGGGACGUUGACUACAGUAAAAUACUGGGGGUCAACAACCGGGAACAAGUCGAGGCUAUACUGGGGACGACGUUGCUGGGCAAGAACUUCGCGGAAAAGGCAGUGGGCAGGCUCUCGCGCUACCCAGUUCUGGAUAAUAAUGAUGAGAACCAAGUCAGGUUAGCACUUGCGGGCCUGAUCGUCAUGAUCUGCGAGUCCGCCAGGAUGAAUCCUCCCCUCUACACAUUUGUAGGUGGCUGGGACAGGGGGACGGGUCUCACAAGCCUGCUGGCGGGUUACAUGUGGAAUUGGAGAAACAUGUCACACGGUCUCCUGCAGUGGAGGACGGAUGGCUACCGAGUUUGGAACAACCAAAAUGGGAUCCAGAGUGCAGGCCAUGCAUUAGCGCCCAUUCACCUUGUGCUCAACUACAGCAUGAGAAGGCCUAAUAAAAAAAGCCAGAAGGGCGGUUCUAGGCAGCAACACAGUAAAAAUGACAAGCAAGGCGAAUUUAAAGGCCCGAGCAGCAAAUCCAGGGACGCUCCUGGCCCUAGCCAACCCAGCAGUAAAUACAACAAGAUGAAGGCUACACAAGCCCAGGGCCCUAGCCAAUCCAUGGAGGAUGACAACUCCCAAGGUCGUGCUGCCGCUGGCCAACCGGGGGAGGACGAUGACAACCCCCAGGGCCCUGCCGCUGGCCAACCCGGGGAGGACGAUGACAACUCCCAGGGCCCUGCUGCUGGCCAACCGAGGGAGGGCCAUGACAACCCCCAGGGCCCUGCCGCUGGCCAACCGGGGGAGGAGGAGGAUGACAACUCCCAGGGCCAUGAACAACCUGAUGAGGAGGAGGAUAACAGCUCCCAUGAUGAUGACCUUGGCGAAACAUCGGAGGAUGACAGCACCCAGGGGUGUGGCCGACCCCGGGUGGAGAUUUUCGCCGUGCGUGCCAAUUUCCAUGUCGCAGACAUGACCAUCACGGUCUUCGACGGGAUACGAGGCCAGAUCAUCUACAUGCAAAAUGAGCAUGGCGAACAGAAGAGCAGUUUGGCUGUUCUUCAGCAGCCCGAGGCAUUAUCGGAGGAAAUGAACGAUUUGGUGCUGACCGGACCCUGCCGAGGCAUCUCGGCGUAUGGUAACUUCGCCAUCCAAGUUGUCAUGGCAGCUGCCACAGGCGGCGCUGGUGAUCCCAUCACAUGGGAAUGGGACUGCUACAACCCGGAGUACGCCGAUGAAAUUGACGCCCCCGAGCCCGUGACCCGCACCAUGAGUUUAGAUGACUCCGGGCGCAAGAUAGAGGUCACCUACUUGGUGAUGUCCGAUGCCGUCGAGGCCAAGGUGGAGGUCAAGCUGCGCCUCGAAGACGACCCUAAGAUGGCCUACUACUUGCCUAAUGAAGAUGCCGGAGAUUUUGAGGAAAUAAAGGAGUACCGAGGCCUCAAUUACACCGCUCACGGUAUAAUAACCGUGCGCGUCAGUGGCUUCGAAGAACACCCAAUCGUGCUCUUCAGAAAUGAGGAUCCUAUUCCCUUCGACUUCAAUCAAAUCAUCCUUCCGCUGGCGCGAUCCUCUGUUCAGGUACCUCAUGGUAAGCGGCUGCGGCUCCACGUUGACAUGUUUGACCUUCAUAUUACUGAAAGAUCCAGCAACCGAGAUGUGAGGAAACCUGAUGGCCUCAGCUUCGGCUUUGGGCAUUUCAGUCCAACUCCGGAAAUCAGUAACAAUGACAGUGAAGUUGAAGUGAACGUCAGCUGGCCGGCGCUACCAAGAAAGACGAUCGAAAUAGAACCUCACGUAGUGUGCAUCAAUAUUGGGCGUAAAGAAGAGUUAGCUAAAUCCAUUCACAACCUACGUCGCGUCCUCGCCGUCCACAAACUCUCCGACGAGUCCAACCCAUUAGUAGUGCUCAGCAGGGUUUGGUCGCGUGAAGGGAUAGUGCUCGCCAGGCCGAGUGCUAAACAGCCACCUCGGUGUAUCCAUAUGAAGCUGCAAGUGGUGGCGGGCGACGAAACGUCGACGACGACGACCCUAGCCAUCCGGGAUGACAAGUGUUAUGGAAUGGGAUUCGUUAACAAGAGCGGAGUUUGGUACGAUCUUGGCAACCGGCGCGGCGACAGGGCACUCCCAGCACAAUACAACUCCGUGCUCCUAGACUGGGGCGUCUCCUACAAAGACAUACUGGACGUCAGCGACUGGGAUGAAGUCGAGCAUGAGCUGAGCUCCGCGAGGCUGGGCAAGGACUUCGCGAUGAAGGCCGUGCGCACGCUGUCGCGCUACCCAGAUGUAGAGGAGGAUAACCCCAGGCUAGCACUGGCAGGCUUACUUAUCAUGGUCUGCGAGUCCGCAAAGCUGAAUACUGUCCAGAAACACUUUGUGGGUUGCUGGGACACCGGUAUGAUGGCAUUCCCCCAUCAACUAAUGUGGUGCAUCAGGAAUUGGGGUCGCAUGUCACGCGCUCUGCUGCGCUGGAAGGAUAACAUAGGGCAAGACGAUUUAUUUCAGCUGUUGGAAUCUGGAAUCAACAAUCACCCGCUGGAUGCAUUACUUGACCUUGGCCUCGUGUUUAAUUCCUGCCCUCCUGGACAUGGCCGUGAAGCGGCUCGUGUUGCUGCUGCGGCUCCACUUGCAAAGAGGUACGGACAAGUCGAAGAGAACCCUCAAGGCAGUCCUUCUUCAACCAAAAUCCAGACAGCCGACGAAGGUUCGCACGAAGAACAGGUGUAAUCUUCGUAUUUCAGAAGUGGAGAGAACCGAGGAGGCUACCUGUGAGACGCUUGUUGUCAAGGUGUAAAAUAAAGAGCAAAAAUGGUCGCCUUUGUCAUGAAAAACUGUUGCGAAUCACUUUGUCAAUCUUCUCCUAAAAUUAAGAAAAAAAAUCACUUUGUCAA